AUGGCCGUUGCCAUCGGCGAGCAUGCCUUUUCGAGGGAGAAGAACUACGAGUACCCGGAAGCCUUGAUUGUCUGUAACAGCACCUUCGGAAACUCGUCCUACCGCAUUCACGCGGGCGACUUCACGUGCGAACACUUUGGCCUCUGCAGCUGUCCUCGCAUGCGCGCCGAGCCCGAUAUAGCAGGGAGAGGAGUCAUCGCGGCAUUCGUAGUAACGGCCUUCUUAACUCUCCUCACUACUGUAUUCUGCCUCGUCGUGGGCCGAACCUCCGAGGACCGCCAAACGCUGAACCCGAUCGACCGCUUCGCCCGACGACAUGUCUCCGAACCCGUGCGGAACUUCAUGUUACGCCGCAACAUGAACCCGAACCUGCAGGCGCUCGUCGCCUACGACCUCGUCAACACCCUCAGCGAUCUCCAGCUCGUCACCGGCGUGGCCAUCCUCAUCGCCGGGAUGAAACAGCUCGUCGACGGCUCCAUCUCGACGUACCACUUCAUGAUCGUCACCGACCUCGCGUGGUUCUGCAGCAACACGCACCUCUUCUCGCUCCUCGUCAUCACGAGCAUGCACGACAGCGUCAAGCGCACGAGUCCGGACCGGUAUAACCCGCAGAACAUGGUUCUGGCGCGGCGGCUGGCGAGGGCGCUGCGGAUCUUCCUCAUGGCGGUGACCGUCGUGCUCCUGCUCUACGCGCUGUACGUCGGCGGAUACGAGUACGUUUACGAAGAGGGGCAGUUCAGGUGUCCGAUGAAGUGCGCGUUGGGACUGCCGAAGGGCGGCACACCGGCCGAUCUCAUGAUUACGAACAUGACGCUGAUGGGAUACUUUUACGGGACGAGGAUAUUCAUGAGCUGGCGCACCGGCCGGAUGUUCUGGAUGGAUCGCGUCCGGGGGUACUUGCUGGACAACCAGAGCCAGCCCGUCAACGUGUUGAAGCCGGAGGCGGUCUUCAGGAGAUGGUCGGAGAACAGGUUGUGGAGGUGGAUCAAGACGGUUCUCAGGUGGACGUGGUAUUUCUUCGCGUCGGAGGCCGAGACGGUGGUGGGACUGACGGCGUAUUUCUUGUUCGGCAUCCAGUCCAUCGUCGAGGACCGUCACAUAGGUCACAAAGAGAUGGAGGAGGAUACUUCUCACGACGAGAACAGCCUGGCGUUCAGCCAGCUUGUGCCCAUCUUCCUGCUCAUCAUCCCCUUCAUGGGGUUGUUCGAGUCGUACGCGAGGCACUCCAGGGCGGAUUGCGAGCGGAGGAUGAAAGAGCUGGACGACCUCGGGGCCUCGGAUGGACCUUGA
Messenger RNA from Colletotrichum karsti, 1290 nucleotides. RefSeq lists its product as uncharacterized. Lineage: Eukaryota; Fungi; Ascomycota; Sordariomycetes; Glomerellales; Glomerellaceae. The transcript is spliced from 2 exons. The coding region runs from base 1 to 1290 and encodes 429 amino acids. The record is from RefSeq and is a predicted model, not a curated record.